UAUAAUCAGGAAGUAUUUGUUUAGUUUCUAAAUCUAAACUAUGCAAGACGUGUAUGAUUAUUCCGUUCUCUUCUACUUCAAUGAUGAUGAACCGAAAAGGGACACAUUAGAAAGACAGUUUAUAUCUCAGUUAAAGGAGUUGUUGUCCAAUCAGGGAUAUAAUAAGUCAUAUACAUACGAUGAUCUGCCACCCGGGGGUAACUAUUUGAAUGGCUUGGAUGAUGUGAUCACUAAAUCAAAACGAAUCAUAAUCCUAAUGACCACAAAUUACAUCAAGGAUGAAGACUGGAUUAAAUUUACCAACCAAACAGGCGUUAUGGAAACGAUAAGGAAAAAGGAGUAUGGGAAGAUUAUACCGAUAUGUUUGGCUAUAUCGGCAAACGAUAUUCCCUUAGCAUUCGGUAUGAUUAAUAGAAAAAAGAUAAUAUUUGAGACUGAUUGGAGAACCGAUAGGACAGCAUGGGAUGAUUUAAUGAAAAUAAUUAACUCAUCACCUCCAGUUUCUGUCAGCAAUGAGGAGAGUCCUGUUGACCCACAGCAAGAAGGUUCGGGUGAUCAGACUCUAUCGUCGGCUGUAGCAGGGAUUUCCUCAGGGUUCCGCGAUCAUGAAGUAGACGAGGUACCUAAAGAAAAUUACAUUAUGCUUAGCUACUCAUGGUGUCAACAAACAGUAGUCAAGAAAAUACGAGAUCAGCUGGUAGCAAACAAUAUAAGGGUUUGGAUGGAUACUUCAGAUAUGUCACACGGCUCCAUAAAUAAGAGAAUGGCCAAAGCUGUUGAUGAUGCGACCAUUUUUUUGAUGUGUUAUUCCUCCGAAUACGAAACGAGUGUUAAUUGUCUGAAAGAGGUCGAAUAUGCUGACCAACAAAAGAAGGAAAUAUUUCCAUUAAAAGUGGGCAAAUGGGAUCCAGAAGGUGUAGUUGGAAUCAUACUUGGAAAAAAACUAUAUUAUGAUUUUAGUGAUGAAAAGAAGUUCAUUUCAAGCAUGGACAGUUUAAUAAAGCAUAUCAAGAGCUAUAUGGAAUCAGGAAAGUAAUGAACUUUACGAUCGUAUUAAUCACUGCCUAGCAACCUACUUUGUCAUGCCUCGAAAUUCCUGCAAACGCUCUGCGGGUCAGGUUUUGUCUCUUUGCCUAAAAGGAUAUUUGACAAUUCAAACAAAAGAAUUGGCUGUCAUUAGAUAAAAGAUAACGAACAAAUUAGAAAAAGUCCGUGCAUUACCAUGUUUUUAUUAAGAACAGAAUGAAUAAAAACGGGGGAAUGCACGGGAUUUUUCUAUUUUUCUCGUUUUCCCUUAUCUAGUGACAGCCAAUUAUAUUUUUGAAUUGUGAGAUACCCUCUCACCGUCCCAUAUAAUAACUUUUCAACUUCAACGGAAUUAUCAGUGAAAUGAAAUUCGAUCGUUUGUCUGUUAUCGCUCGUUACUUCAGUCAGAUAUAUAGAAGGAUAACUCGUGUUUGUCAUGUUUGGCGUCACUUCCCGUUUCUUCACGUGCUUGUUACACAUCUCCCGUAGCAAUGAUCUCAGUGUUAAAAUUAUAUUUGGAAUGCAUUUAACAAGUUCUAUCACAUAUGUAAUUAUGACUGACACCAAUAUUGUCCUUUAAAUAAUGGGCAGUUAUCAUUGAUCGAUUUGAUCAGGGUUUGUUUUAAGAAAGGUACUUUUUAUCCUGUAUGGCAUGCCCUUUUAACCUCUAUAUUUACUUCUUGUAUUCAUUUAGUAGAAGUCCCAGAUCAUCUUCUGAUCACCUUUUCUUAAAACCGUGUUAAGUAAAACUUGUAUCAUGGAACAACAUGUCUUGUAAUGUACAAGGUACAAAACUAUGUAAAAGCCUUCCUUUUAAUUUGCACAAUAGCCAAUCUAUAACUAUUAUAAGAUAACACUGAAAACCCAUUUUACAGGAUUUCAGUUGAUAUUCAUUUAAUUCUAAAUGUGGUGUAUUUUAUGUGUUUUGUAAUUAUCAUUGAACUUUUAAAAUUGAAGAAAUUCAUUGUAUGUACAUGUAUGUGUAUUGCUUUUAAAAACUAGAUUAUUCUACAUUAUUCAAGAGCUAAAUCUGCUUAUUGCUGUAGGUCUUUUGUCUAACAUUUAUUUGUCCCCCGCCUUUCGAAGAAAGCAGGGGACUAUUAAAAUGGGUUCGUCCGUCACACUUUUUGGGACACAAUAACUCUCUUCCUAAUUGAGCUAGAAUGUUCAAACUUGGUGUAUGUGUUUAUUAGGUCAAUGCCUUGAUGGAGUUCGAAGAUGAGCAUUUUCCGCUUAGGGUAAGCAGAGAUAAGCAAUUUGAUUGGUUGAUGCUUUGGGACACGAUAACUCUUCUCCUAAUUGGGCUAGAAUGUUCAAACUUGGUGUAUGUGUUGAUUAGGUCAAUGCCUUGAUGGAGUUCGAAGAUGAGCAUUUUCCGCUUAGGGUAAGCAGAGAUAAGCAAUUUGAUUGGUUGAUGCUUUGGGACACGAUAACUUUUAAUUGAGCUAGAAUGUUCAAACUUGGUGUAUGUGUUUAUUAGGUCAGUGCCUUGAUGGAGUUCGAAGAUGAGCAUUUUCCGCUUAGGGUAAUGCUUUGGGACACGAUAACUCUUCUCCUAAUUGGGCUAGAAUGUUCAAACUUGGUGUAUGUGUUGAUUAGGUCAAUGCCUUGAUGGAGUUCGAAGAUGAGCAUUUUCCGCUUAGGGUAAGCAGAGAUAAGCAAUUUGAUUGGUUGAUGCUUUGGGACACGAUAACUUUUAAUUGAGCUAGAAUGUUCAAACUUGGUGUAUGUGUUUAUUAGGUCAGUGCCUUGAUGGAGUUCGAAGAUGAGCAUUUUCCGCUUAGGGUAAGCAGAGAUAAGCAAUUUGAUUGGUUGAUACUUUGGGGCACGAUAACUCUCUUCCUAAUUGAGCUAGAAUGUUCAAACUUGGUGUAUGUGUUGAUUAGGUCAAUGCCUUGAUGGAGUUCGAAGAUGAGCAUUUUCCGCUUAGGGUAAGCAGAGAUAAGCAAUUUGAUUGGUUGAUGCUUUGGGACACGAUAACUUUAGUUCUAAUUAAGUGAGAUUGAUGAAACUUGGUGUAUAGUUUCAUUACAGUAAUACCUUGACUAAGUUUGAUAAUGAGCAUUUUCUGCUCAGGGUAAGCAGAGCGAUACGCAAUUUGAUUUUUAUAUGUGUCCUCUAAUUAUUUUCCUAUUUCGGCGGGGGACAUCAGCCUCACUGUUGGCUUGUUAUAUUAUACAUUUAUUCAUAUGGCGAGCGCAUAAUCAACUCUCUAGGUCAACAGGAUGGCUGGGAUAUGGAAUGGAAAUUUCUUGUCAAAAUUUUAAACACUCAUAACUUCGGUUAGAAUAAAGAAAUAUCACUGAAAUCUCCAAUAUAUUUCAUUUUUAUUAUCUAUUUUUGUAUAGGAAGAACGACCAACUCAUUCUAAAUCUUGCAUAAUGUAUCUUUAACAUAAGACUCGCAGAAGAAGUUCACUAACAUAUUUUUAUUCAUCUGAGUGAAUUGAUGUAAUUGUCUAUGCUCAGUCUAACAAUCAUAUAGAGAAAAUAAACUUACACUUUUUCUAAAAAUCUAA
Molecule: messenger RNA, 3544 nt
Organism: Patella vulgata (common limpet)
Lineage: Eukaryota; Metazoa; Mollusca; Gastropoda; Patellidae
Exons: 4
Coding region: 41-1036 (331 amino acids)
Biological process (GO): signal transduction
Source: RefSeq, a predicted model, not a curated record